This is a messenger RNA of Baudoinia panamericana UAMH 10762, 882 nucleotides long. RefSeq lists its product as uncharacterized. Lineage: Eukaryota; Fungi; Ascomycota; Dothideomycetes; Mycosphaerellales; Teratosphaeriaceae. The record is from RefSeq and is a predicted model, not a curated record. The coding region runs from base 170 to 553 and encodes 127 amino acids. The transcript has a single exon.
AAUGUACAACACUAAUUCCGACGUGCAUGGCAUAUCCUGAUCUGUGCCGCCCAACAUGGAUUGAUCGCGCCAUGCUUCAGCCGCAUCCUAGCCAACCGCAUCGGAACCUAUCCGAGAGCUGCAGGGCCCGUUGCCUUGCUGCAGGCCCGGCCCAUAGCGACUUGCAUACAUGCGAACGAGGUCGCGCCGCUUCGAGAACGCAACAUUAUGCAAGGUUCCGAUCACUGGUCGAAAUGGUACUCUCUGCGAUGAGGUGACGGGCCGCUCACACUCGGUCCCGGGCCAGACGUAUACGCAGCGGCAGAACAAAGGCCGUUUCACCGUCGACCAUCUCAAGCGGAGGAAGACAGCCAGUGUAUUCCGUGAUCUCCAGGAAGCAUACGAAACAGCAAUGUCUUUUCGCACACUUUGUUGGACAGAACAAGGAUACCUGGGCCUUGUACCAAGGUAUCCGAAUGCGAAUGAUGUAUUGUGUGUUAUCCUAGGCUCUGCGGUUCCAUUUGUCCUACGCGAGGACGGUAGAGGAGAUUAUUCAUUAAUUGGUGAAUGCUAAGUCCACCAUGUCAUGGAUGGCCAUCUUGCAAACGGCACGCAGACGGAGGUGAGGGAUGUGGGCAUUGUGUGAGCUUGUGUCGCGAGAAUGAAAAUAUAUACAGGUUACGCACCGAGUAGUAUCCUUGAACGGCAGAACCGCCGCUGCUGAUCGUGGUGAGGAGGCAGGUAACCAGUGGAGGACAUAAAGGAGACUACCACUGCCAACGGUAAUCUGCACGCCUUCACGUCUUGCGAAAAGGAAGAAGUGCACACACCUGAAUAGGUUGGUUGACUAUGUCGUUCAAAGAACUCACUGCCACGUUGGCCACGGCUACCGCUAUCUGUCGA